AUGUCACAUAAUCAUAAUAGUAAUAAUAAUAAAACCACUACCACAACAACCAAUGAUAGUGGGUCAGCAAUAGCCAAUGGGAUUAAUUUAGAGAAAAUAUUUGCAGACGUUAAAGAAUGUAAUUAUAAUCUUGUAAAUUCAAUUACUGCAACCGAAGCAAUUCAAAAAGAAAAAGAAUCAUUGGAAAAUGAGCUCUCAACUAAAGGUACCAUUGGAGAUGGAAAAAGAAUUAAAAAAUUACAAUAUAAUAUUUCAUUACAAACAGAGACUCUAAUGAAAACAUUAAUGAAAUUAGAUUCCCUCUCAAUUACCGGUCAUAUUAAACAUUCUCAUAAAAUUAAAAAAGAAGUAAAAAAAGAAAAACAAUUACAACAACAAUUUGAUGAAGAUUUAGAUUUAAAUACAAGUGGAGAUUCAAGAAGUAGAUCAGAAUCAAAUUCAACAACAAAUACAAGUUCAAGUAAUUUUAGUGAUAGUGAUAGUAGUGAUAGUAGUAGUGAUAGCGAUAGCAGUGAAAGUGAUACUGAAGAUUAUAUUCCAAAAUUCUCACCUCAUAAACUUAGAAAAUAUAGAAAACAAUUGGUAAAUAGAAUUAUGAGAUUAAUCGAUUAUCUUGAUGUCCUUUCAAAAGAAACUAUAGAAUUGAAAAAGAAAUAUGAACAAUCAAAAAUUAAUAAUACUGCCGCUUAUAAUUUAAAUGGUAGUAAUGAAGGUAUAGAAAAUAAUAAUAAUAAUAACAAUAAUAAUAAUAAUAACAAUAAUAAUGAAUUUUCAAAAAGAUCUUAUGGACAUAAUCAAAAUCAAAUACCACAUCAUCAACAUAAAGGUGAAAGAAAACAUCCAACAAUUGGUCAAAAUAGAAAUUCAAAUAAUAAUACACAAUCACAACAACGUAAUAAAUUUUCUGAUAGAUUUGCUCAUCAACGUCAAUCAAGUUAUGAUUAUGACAGUCCAUUCGAAUUUAAAGAAUUUAACAAUCAUUUAAAUAAUGAUGAACUUUAUCCAUUUGGUGAGGAGGAAGAAAAUAAUUUCGAUAUGGAUAAUUUUGAAUCACCAUCAUCAGCUCUAAAUAGAUAUAGAUCAAAUAGUGGUAGAGAUAACCUUCCAAGAAUGUUUAGAAGAUUUUAA
Messenger RNA from Dictyostelium discoideum AX4, 1128 nucleotides. RefSeq lists its product as hypothetical. NCBI's taxonomy places the organism in Eukaryota, Evosea, Eumycetozoa, Dictyosteliales, Dictyosteliaceae. The transcript has 2 exons. The record is from RefSeq and is a predicted model, not a curated record. The coding region runs from base 1 to 1128 and encodes 375 amino acids.